UGUCAUACAUACAGCCACCCUAUAUGAACACUGACGUUUGGUCAUUUUAAUGCUCUUUUAACAUAAUUAAUAAUGCGGUUCCUUUUGAUCGGGACGGUUUUACUGUCAAUAGCAGCCGCUUAUUAUAUUUAUCUGCCUCUGCCCAGCACUAUAUCAGAGCCAUGGAAACUCAUGAUUGUGGAUGCAUUGACACGUGGCACGAUGAAGUUGAGUUUUGUAGCUCAUGAGCUUGGACUGACUUCCCCGUUCGGUUUGGUAAAAUCCUAUUCUGCCUGGGCGGGUGUAAAAAGUCUCGAGUCCAGCCCAAGCGUCCGAGUCACAGAGGCGUCUUUUGGAGGAGUGGAAGCUCUAGUGUUCGAGUCAACUGCUGCAGGUCAGGAGCAGAGCUUUAAAAGAGGCGUGGUCUAUUUCCAUGGAGGAGGAUGGACAGUUGGCAGUACAAAGAUGGAACCAUAUUACCUUCAGUGCAUGACUAUGGCUGAAGAGCUGAAUGCAGUCGUAAUAUCUGUCGAGUACAGGUUGGCACCCGAAGCACGUUUUCCAGAUCAUUAUAAUGAUGCUUUUCAGGCAUCAAAACACAUCCUGACAACCGAGGUGUUGGGUCGGUACUCCAUAGACCCGAAAAGAGUGGCUGUGUCAGGUGACAGCGCCGGAGGAAACUUGGCCGCUGCUGUGGCACAACAGAUGUCUUUGGACAGUAGCAUUCAUAUUAAAUUCAAAGUUCAGGCCCUGGUCUACCCCGCGCUUCAGGCCCUGGACUUCAACACCCCCUCGCACCAGCAGAACGGCCACAUUCCCAUGCUACACAGACCACUCAUGGCCCGCUUUUGGCUGGAGUACCUAAACGGCGAGCAGAAACUUGUUCCUGCUUUGCUGGCUAACAACCACACAGCUCUGGAUCAGUGUCAGGAGAUAGCAGUGGCCAAAGCCAAGAUCGACUGGACCAAGCUUCUUCCGGUGGCCUUCCAGAAGAACUAUAAACCCGUGGUUCCGCUUCACGGUGACUCAAAGCUGCUGGAGAAGCUGCCAGGCCUGCUGGAUGUGAGAGCGGCGCCUCUACUAGCUGAUACAGAAGUGCUGAAGGCCGUGCCGCCCGCUUACAUCAUGACCUGUGAGCAUGACGUGCUGAGAGACGACGGACUCAUGUACGCCACGCGACUGGAGGAGGCCGGAGUGGACGUCACUGUUGAUCACCUUAAAGAUGGUUUCCAUGGGUGCCUCAGUUUCGCUUUUGGACCCUUUGCGUUUUCUGUUGGAAAGCGAAGUCUUGGGAACUACAUCCAUUGGCUGAAGGAGAACCUCUAAAGACUCAUAUAGGCUGGGUCUAUGUUAAAUAUGUUUUCAUUUUUAAAUUUAACAUGCAAUCCAAUAUGAAAAUGCUUCAAAGUUUUUGCUACAAAAUCUGAACAAGCAUGCUGUUUUAAUACAGGGAAUUUAUUAUACAUUUUUAUUUAAUGUCAAAUGAUUUAUGCCGUGCAACUGGAAUUUAUUAACAGGUAUAAAAUGAACUCUAAAGUUAAUGUGCAAAAAUACUUUAAAUGCACAAAAUAUUAUAUAAAUGUUUGGUUUGUUAGCUUUCUUAAAUUAACACACUUUCUUCAAUUAAACACUGAAACUAGUUGAUCUGCAUAUAAACAUACAUAAAUUGCAUUUUUGGGUUAUAAUAUACAAAAACAGACAAAUUACUCAAAUAAAAUGCAGUAUAAAAAUGAAUAUAUAUAUAUAAAUAAUAUAUAUAAUAGAAAGAUAAACAAAACAGGGUAAUGAGUGAAAUAAAACGAGCAGUGUUUACUUUUCCAAAAAGAAAGAUAAAUUAAUAAUAAUAAUUCAUAAAAAAAAUAAUAGGAUGGAUGAGGAAAUUAGUAAUAUAUAUUAUUUUUGGCAUGACAGAGCUUUCAGGGACAGAUAUAAUUUUAGAUGGAUAGCACAUGUUCAUAAAAAUAUGUUUAUGCCAUAAAAUCUUUUCUCAAAGCGUAUCAUCAUGUUUACAUAUAACUUACGUCUGUUAAAAUACAACACUACUGGGAAAAUGUUCUAACUCUUGUCUGGGAAUUGCAACUUCUUUGGCAGUUUCUUUGCUGCUGGCAGUCAGCAGUUUUGACAAAAGGGAAUUUCCUAAAAACCUAGCGGAGUGGUGGUUUAAUGAAACACGAGCUGGAAGGGAGUAUUUGAGGGAAGCUAUCUGUCACUGUUAGCGCAUGGGAAACGCCGGGGGGAGCAGAUAAGCGCGGCGGAAUGCGGCUCUCGCUGUUUUUCUCACCUGUGAGACCUUCGCUAUUAUUGCAUCUUUGCUUUUUUUUUCUCUCUCUCUCUCUAAUUGGGAGUGCGGGGACAAUAAUCAAUUUCUCGUGAUGUUUUACAGACACUACCAUUAUUCUCAGGGAAAAGCAUAAAAAAGGAACUGACUUUUUUUAAACAGAUGAUCUUUGUAAUACACCCACAUUUAUGUCCUCUUUUCUAUCUCUUAUUGUUUUGCCAGUUUCCAAAAUGAUACUACUAUCUUCUUUCAGGUAUGAUGAGUAUGUGAGUCAGUGAAGGCUGUAAUCAUGUUUCUUUUGAUGCCGUGUUAAAAUAUAACAAUUGUUUGGGAACCGUCUUGAUUAUGUGAUUUCUUGGCAACAAAAUAAACCACUGACAAUGACUUGCUUUUGUGAAAAGUUUCACUGUUCUCCAGCACUGCACAUAGGAAAGAAAAAUCACAAAACUGCAAUAUCUUGAUUUCACAAACAGAGUUUUUCCAAAAAAUUUCAGGGAUUUUAAUAUGAACAAUAUGAACAUUUCUUAAUACAACCUGAAUUCCGGAAAU
Onychostoma macrolepis is the source of this 2806-nucleotide messenger RNA. Its product is annotated as neutral cholesterol ester hydrolase 1-like. Bases 73 to 1305 code for a protein of 410 amino acids. Gene Ontology annotation, cellular component: membrane. The transcript is spliced from 5 exons. NCBI's taxonomy places the organism in Eukaryota, Metazoa, Chordata, Actinopteri, Cypriniformes, Cyprinidae. Gene Ontology annotation, molecular function: carboxylic ester hydrolase activity. The record is from RefSeq and is a predicted model, not a curated record.